UCAGUUCUAAAGAAUAAUUAUAAGGAAGCAUAUUUGUACGGCUAUGCUUGGCCCUUUGUUUCUGCUGAUACUGAUCAAGGUGAUAAGACCCACCACCAAUACACCCCACCCAAGCUUGCGAAAUUUGUGUACAAUACAAUACCCCAUACAAACACCUAAAGCGAUUAGCGGUUGCGAUAUUGCCAACGGGCUUAACAUAUUUGGCAUUCUCUAUCAGUUGUCACAACCCUCGUCAAAAUAUUUAAUUAUCUAAUUAUACUCUAUUGCAACUUGCUUCUUCGAUGGUGUCAUCUUUUCAUUGAUUUCAUACCAUUGUUUAAUUGUGUGCAUCUUAAUAUAGAAAUACUGGCUCAAUCAAGUUGCAUCGAUAUUGAUAUUUUUUGCAGAUCAAGCUGAAGUUGCAAAAUUUUUAGCAAGAAAAAUCUAGGGUCGGUAAUUUAAAUUUUCUUUGGAUAUUUGGCCGUUUUAGCAUUUUUUAUAGAGUGGGCACAUUAUAAUCCUUAAGUAAUCAAUGCCGCAAAUCUUUUAACAGGAACAGUGGCAAUUAAAUACUUAAAUGAAAGUGAUAUCAAAUUCAAAGUGCUAGAUGAAAUUCGCAGGAGACAAUGUUUUUUAUCGUCAUUGUUAAUUGUAAACUUGAUAGUUAAUUCCUCAAUGGUAACAGGCAGUGUGUGAAAUUUUACGGAAUAUCCUAAGUUGAAGCCAUAAUCAGGAAGAUUUUUAAGUGGAUAGCAACCUGAGUAUUUACCGAAAUGAAUAAUAUUGCAUUGGAUGAGAAAAUCGUUGAUGUAAAGUUGUCUGUAUCCGCUUCUAACGAUCAAAAGGAUGAUGCAUCGGCGAUAAAGCCUGCAGAAACUUCGAAUCAGCUGCCAAAAAAGGGUGUGAUCAAUAAAGCUAUGGACUACGGAGAGGCCAUGACGAGCCCAACGGAGCUGCUUGCUCCAGAGGCUUUUCCCGAUGAAAUCACGGACAUGAAUGGAAACGCAAUGCGCGAUGACCAUAAAGCAAAAAUAAGCAUCCGCGAAGGAACAUCUACCGUUCGAUGUUUACUCUGGUUCAUGAUUUUCUUCAUCCUAACCACGAUUGCACUGGCCGCUCUUUUCACUUGGAAAAUGGUGCAGUCGGAUGUCUCUGAAGCAACAGUCAAGAAGGAGGUAUGUUAUACAAGGACGAAACCGGUUCCCUUUGAAACCAUACCAAAGAAGAUUACGGAAUAUUUGAAAAGUUGGAGAGAGGAUAUAAAAGCCGACGUAGCGAAGAAUAAUGAGAGUGUAGCCGUAGUAAACGUGGUAUAUUACGAUAAAGUCAUUUGGGAAGCAAAGUAUAGAUGGGACAGUAAAAAAAAGACUGCAAAAAUAGGAAAGGUUAAACUAUUUCCCGUUGCCAGUAUUACGAAAGUGAUUACAGCGCUUUUAGCGUUCAAAAUGUAUAACGAUGGAGAAAUUGGCUUGGAUGACCCUAUAGUAAAGUAUGAACCAAAUUUCUGGGUGAGAAAUCCUUUUAAUAAUGACAACGGAUCAGGGAUAACAUUACGGGAGCUUAUCACAUAUUCCUCUGGUCUUCCCAGAGAAGCCCCUUGUCACAAAGAAACCCCGAAGAGCUACUGUCCCUACGAUACUAACCACAUGCUGCAACAACUUAGAAAAAAUACAUCCCGUUUGCUUUUUCCACCAGGAAAAGAUGCAUUAUAUGGGAAUCUUCCAUUUGCCAUCGCUGGAAAUGUGAUGGGCAAAAACUAUUCUGGUGGUUAUGCGAAACUUGUCCAGGAUAAGAUUUUUGAACCACUACAUAUGAAAUCAUCCACCUUUACAAUGAACAAUACAAAAAAUAUAUUCCCACCAUUACCGACAGCGAAAAGUAAAAACAGUUUAAAAAACUGGGGUUGGUUGAAUCCAGCUGGUGGUUUAUUCACUACAGUUCACGAUUUAGCUCAGUUAGAAAUUGGAUUGUUCAACAACAAUCACAAUCAAUAUCUUCGAUCAGCAAUUCUUGAUGAAUUUUUUACACCAGACUACUUUUUCACCGACGGCAAGCAAAUGUUGGGGAGUUCCUGGAGUAUUGGCUUCCAUAAAGGAUAUUUGAACUACACCAAAGACGGAUUUGUGUAUGGGGGAUACUGCAGUAUGAUUAAACUUCUGCCCGAGUUACGCUUAGCUGUAAAUCUUGUGAGCACGUCUCAUAACUGUCAAAUAUAUAGCACGUUGCCUCCGAAGAUGGACAUUUUGUUCGACCUAUUUCAUGAUGAACUUGCGAAGUUACCACAGAACAUGCAACAGACACCCGUAUCUAAUCCAAAGAGAUUCAUUGGUGUAUAUGACACAAACGAAGUUCAAACACUUCAUAAUGUCGCAAUGAAAAUAUCGACAUACAAGAAAGAGAACGACACUCAUCAUUACCUACGGUUCUCGAUUGGAGAUAUGUAUACAUUUCCCCUCACGUACCUUGGUGAUUAUAUUUUCGGCAUAAUGCAGGUAAACCGUUGUAAGGACUUUUCUCUUGGAAUUAAUGGUGAAAGAAUAUAUUUCACAAAACCAAAAAACACUCGAGAUAAAGUUAACGAAUUUGUUAUUUAUGGAAUACAUUUAAAGGGAAAGGUUACAUUUCAUCGUAAACACACUUAAACAAUAGUUGGAUUUUAAAGGUGCUUAAAGUUCACUGAAACGAUUGGUCAUUCCACCAUUCAUGUGCAUGUAGUGGAUCUUUAGAAUGUUUGCCUAAAUCAUCGCCCAGUAGAAACAGUAUGUUUCAACAAUCGAAUCGGCAUUAAGCGGACAGUUUCGGGAAAAGGGGUAAAUGCCGGCUGUUUCAUAUAGCUAUCCGUUAAAAAAGGUCCUGGCUAUCCAGUGAAGAAAUAAUUCAAAACGUGAAGUUCAUCCAUGGAUUCAAUAAAGAAAUGAACGAAUUUAAAAUCGGUGAAAUCUGGUUCUUUCACGACUAUAUCGUUUGUUAUAAAUAGGGGGACUUCACACAGCGUAAAAUUUGUAGAAAUUCUUAAAACAAUUUAACUGAAAAUUUCCGCUUCACGUGCAUGCCAGUUAUAUGCCCAGCUAGGUGUCCGCUUAAUAGAGGUUCCCGGUUGAGAGAGGUUUCAUAGAUAUAGAAUUUAUAUGUUUUUGAACCUUACACAUUGGUCCUUGAAUACAUGCAGAAUUUUAGUGCAAGGCUGCAUACAACACUUAAGAUAUUUUAUUGCUUGUUUGAACUUCUUGAAGCGGGCAGAACGCCAGCAAUUGGAGGCGAUCAGGCUUAUAAUGCAUGCAGGUUAACUAAAUUUUAUUAAAUAAUUGAUAUACCUAGCUAAUAUUCGAUUAUAUAUAUAUCCAGUGCAAAAGAAAAUGUUUAUAACUUGUAGUACAGAAGAUAAUAUUGCAAGAACUUUAUAUAUAUUAGACAAUUAUACCAUGUUAUAUAUAGUUGUACUGUAGUUAAUGUAAAUAUCAUAUAGAAGUUUCUGAGAAGAUUAUGACUGUCUCCCGGUUGACGGGUGUAGGAUGAGGUGGGGGCUAUAGAUAAAAAUAAUACAUGGUAAACUUAUAUCCUUCUAAAAUU
Molecule: messenger RNA, 3549 nt
Organism: Dendronephthya gigantea
Lineage: Eukaryota; Metazoa; Cnidaria; Anthozoa; Malacalcyonacea; Nephtheidae
Product: beta-lactamase-like protein 4
Exons: 12
Coding region: 753-2621 (622 amino acids)
Source: RefSeq, a predicted model, not a curated record